AUGCAACAUAAAGUACGUCAAAUGAAUCACGACAAUAUUAACCAAUUUAUUGGAGCUAUAUUGGAGCCAGAAGUGUACAUAGUGACGGCUUACUGUAAUAAAGGAAGCGCUCAGGAUAUCAUUGACAACGACAAUAUCAAGCUGGACAAGGACUUUGUUCUGUCGAUCGCUACUGAUAUCUGCAACGGUAUGAUAUACAUUCACAACAGCGCACUUAAGUCUCACGGACACCUAAAGAGUUCCAACUGCAUCGUAGAUAGCCGAUGGGUGGUGAAGGUCACGGAUUUCGGGCUCGGAAGCUUUCGUAAGAACGAAGAGAUGAGCGAUACGCCUGCAUAUCCUAACUACAGCGAGCUUCUAUGGACGGCGCCGGAGAUUCUGCGCAUGUUUAAGACUCCUAUGUACGGCACGCAGAAGGGAGAUGUCUACAGCUACGGUAUCAUACUGUCGGAGCUCGCUAACAGAUGCGAACCGUACGGCAUGAACCAGCAACCCGCCAACGGCAGCGCUCACCAGUUAGAUGCUGAGGGCAUCGUGCAUGCGGUGAAGACAGGCGUCGAGCCACUAACGCGACCGCUGGUUCCCAAGGAAGCUGCCAGCGCUCUCAUGCACAGUCUCAUGAAGGACUGUUGGGCCGAUGACCCCGAGUUCAGGCCUGGCUUCAACUACAUCAGAAAGAUGCUGAAGGAAAUCGCCGGCGGAAAGUCGAUAAAUCUAAUGGAUAAGAUGAUCAAAAUGAUGGAGCAGUAUGCAAAUAAUCUAGAGCAGCUAGUCGAGGCACGAACUAUGCAACUACAGGAAGAGAAGAAGAAAACAGACGAGCUGUUAGGAAGAAUGCUACCUAAGUCCGUGGCGGAAGAGUUGAUUCUGGGAAAUGUAAUCCAGCCUGAGACCUUCUCAGAGGUUACAAUUUUUUUCUCCGACAUUGUCGGAUUCACACGCAUCGCAUCCGAAAGCACCCCGAUGGAAAUCGUGGAUUUGCUGAACGAUCUAUACUCAAUGUUUGAUGACAUCAUUGAUGCCCAUGACGUCUACAAGGUAGAGACUAUCGGUGAUGCGUACAUGGUUGCGAGCGGUCUUCCGGAGCGCAAUGGUCACCGACAUGCAGCCGAGAUAGCAACAAUGGCGCUCAACGACAUGCACGCCAUCACGCGGUUCACGAUGCGUCACAGAUCCGACGAACACCUACAGCUGCGCAUCGGCAUACACUCAGGUUCAGUAGUCGCUGGUGUUGUGGGGCUCAAGAUGCCUCGAUAUUGUCUGUUGGGAUAAGUCAACAGAUGAGAAAUGGAAUCUAGUGGACUAACCCUCAGAAUUCAUCUCAACGAAUCAACGGCGCAGAUAUUAAACCAGAUAGGCGGAUUUCACCUUCAACUCCGAGGCACCAUUAAUGUCAAGGGUAAAGGUGACAUGACAACGUACUGGCUGACAGGCAUGGACGGGUUCAGCAAGUCACUUCCAGAUCUUCUCAACGCGGCGUCUCUCGACGAACACGAGUUCAAAUAGAGCUAUUGAAGAAGCAGUAUUUUGUAGCAUUAGUUAUGAAUACAUACUUAAAAAAAGUAUGAUCAUGAUGGGUGUUUACAUCGCGAACUACCUAUUAUGUAGCGUUGAAUGUCACAUGACAUGAAAGCUACGAGAUGAGUGUGAGAGGACGUCAAUCAUCAAUCGUAUAGGAAGAUGCCCGAAUGUGACAUGCUGUCGCUGCGUUACAAUAUCUAUAUCCACAUCUAUUUUCAAUACUGUAUAAUAAACAUGACACGAAGGCUCUACCUACGUCGCCACAAGAGUUGGAAGAUAAACUCUACUUUCGGUUUCGUAAAUAUGAAAAAUUCGUAAUCGCCAUAAGCAGUAAUCACAUUGAAAAAUAUGUAAUUAAAUAACAGACGGUUUACAUAAGUCUCGUGGAUCACGUGACACAGUCGGCAUGGUAACCGUUAACUGGCACGAACGUCGCGCCCAACGCUGUCAUCCGUAAAUAUAAAAUGAUUUAAUUUCGAGAUAAAUACAAAAUGUCUCCCCAAAGCGACAGUUUCUGCGGCCAGUUUAUGCUGUCUUUGUCAGGUAGCAGCGGUCGACCCUCUGCUUGAUAAUAACAGUGAUGAGCCGGAUAUGUCAGAGGAUAAUAUACCUGCUAGAGCAUUGCUCGAGUGGUCUCUCCUGUAUGCCAUUAGGUGCACUACUCAUUACACUACCAAUCACACUACUUAUUGAUCAGACACCGCCGGGGUCGUAUCCGCUGGGAAAGGCAACGACGUAACUGCAUGCCCAUUAGAUUAAUUGUAGCUAAGAAUAAAAUAAAAUCUGAAUACAUGCAAAUGCUAUAAUAUUACAGUAAAUUAUCAUAUAUUCACUCGUGAAACCCGCGUUCUAGACGCACCCCACAUCCGUGUGCACGUUGAUUAGGAGCUGCGCUCCUCCUCUCCUCUCUUCUCUCUCCGCGCCUCGGCUCGACAUAUUACUCAAUUACUCAUAUUC
This is a messenger RNA of Priapulus caudatus, 2478 nucleotides long. Its product is annotated as atrial natriuretic peptide receptor 1-like. Gene Ontology annotation, biological process: cGMP biosynthetic process; receptor guanylyl cyclase signaling pathway; intracellular signal transduction. Gene Ontology annotation, molecular function: protein kinase activity; guanylate cyclase activity; peptide receptor activity. NCBI's taxonomy places the organism in Eukaryota, Metazoa, Priapulida, Priapulimorpha, Priapulimorphida, Priapulidae. The record is from RefSeq and is a predicted model, not a curated record.